GAUGCUGUCUUUUCGUUUACCAUCCACCUCAUGUCGUCGAAUGAAUGGUCAACUCUCUCGCUUUUGGUGGGCGAGUCAGGACAAGGAGAAAGGGAUUCAUAGGAUUGCCUGGCCAGCAGUGUGUGUGAGUAAGUUUAGGGGCGGAUUGGGAUUCCGGGAUUUCGACUUAUUCAAUGUAGCCAUGUUGGCAAAACAAGCUUGGAAGAUUCUACAAUCCCCAUCUGCCAUGUUAGCCAAGAUGUAUAAAGCGAGGUAUCACCCCCAAGGCUCAUUUCUCAAUGCUCCAACGGGCACUCGGCCAUCUUGGGCUUGGCAAGGCGUUCUAGAAGGCCGCAAGCUCCUGUGCAAAGGUCUUCAGUGGCAGGUCGGUAGUGGGACAGCAAUCAGAAUUCUCGACGACCCUUGGCUACCCACAUCACCUCCAUCUUCUCCGAUACUGCUACCUGGAGUUCAACUUACGGAUCAGUUCGUGGCUUCCUUGAUUAAUCCCCUAUCCCGGACUUGGAACAAGGAUCUUCUCUGCAACUACUUUACUAAUGACAGCGUCAAAUUGAUUUUGUCUAUUCCGCUUCCAUCUUCCCCUAGGACUGACAAAUAUAUUUGGCACUAUUCUGAUACAGGGGAAUAUACAGUCAAGUCCGGAUACCACCUUCUCUCGGAGGAGCGCGCGGAGAUGUUUUCCAACCUUCCGCCGCAUCUUGAUUCUCAGUUUUGGAAAACACUGUGGAGCUUGCCGAUUCCGCCCAAGCUCAAAUUUUUCUUGUGGAGGGUUGUCCGCGGAUUUCUACCAUGCCAAGAAAUUCUGCAGCUUAAAUCCCUUUGCGAUUUGAAUGAAUGCCCUGUUUGUUCUUCGGGGAUAGAGUCCAUCUCUCAUUGCCUUUUUGAAUGCAGGGUAGCUCGAGGGGUCUGGAGCUUGGCUGGAAAAGAGCACAUUAGAGUUAUGAUAGCGAAUCUUUCCCCUGACUUGGCUUGGUCUGUUAUGUUUAACUCACUGCGGCUCAGUAAACUGGAGAUGGCGGAGAUCCUGUUCCUCACUUGGCGAAUAUGGAAGGCUCGUUGUUGGUCUUGUUAUGAUCGAGUCUAGUAUUUGCCAGGCCCUCUACUUCGCCAAUUUCUGCAGCAAAGGGACGAGUGGAUAGCAGUUACAACGACAAGCGUGCAGCACAGGAAUUCCCCUGGUCGUCUCCCAAACACUUCACCUUCUCCAUCCUGUCCACCAGGGGGUUUGUUGAUUCGCUUUGACGGGGCGACCCGACGGGGAGUUGGUGGCAGUAUCGGUUUUGUGGGUAUAUCGGCAUCAGAUAUGUUCAUCCAUGCCUACGGUAAGUAUUAUGAAGGCUUAUUCAACCCAUUCUUAUUGGAACUCUUAGCGUUGAGAGAUGCUAUAGAAUGGUGUUUAAUUCGGGGAUUUUCAUCUGUUUGUUUUUGUGGCGAUUCUCAACUGGUGAUUCGGCGAGCAACGGAGAAUGAAGUUCAGCACAAUCG
Linum trigynum is the source of this 1485-nucleotide messenger RNA. Lineage: Eukaryota; Viridiplantae; Streptophyta; Magnoliopsida; Malpighiales; Linaceae. The record is from the annotation of a GenBank genome assembly.